CUGAGAUUAUGACUCUCUUUCCGAACUAUACCUGCAAUGCACCUCUGAGCCAAACUCCUUUGUGUGAGCCAUUCUUGCUGUUAAAGAUGGGCUCGUCCUAUCGAAUCUACCUCAGCCUCUCCAUCCCACUAAAGCUGCAUUCGAAUGUCCCACGUGCAAUCUUCACGGGUGGUGAAACCGUCGUCUCCCACCCCCCGGCAUCGCCAAAACACAAGUUGCGACCCCUGUCGGCGCUUGAAGCGGCGAUGCGUUUUGCCGCCACAUACCAAUGAUGGCGACGGACGUGUCGGUACAAGUUGCAAUCGUUUAGGUCAUCGAUGCACCUUUGACUUCGUCAAAUCUGUUUCCGCGCGGCUGAGGAAAAGCAAAGACCAUCCAGUCGGCGUUCUCCAGCCAACCCAACCACACAAACAACAGCACCACCAUCACCAACCCCCUUCUCCCUGUAACAACAUUAGGAGCCAUCACAUCCACCAUGGGGACGUGGUUACUGAGUGUCGGAGCGAGUCUGGGUUUGGUACUUGAUAUCUUGGCAUGUUGAUGGGCGUUAGGAUCAAUAUCUGUAUAUAGAGUAGCUGCUGUUUAUAGAAGCGUCGGAGACCAUACCGGUAGUAGUCAUUGUCUUGCACUCCGAGAUAGAAGCGUUCGUGGCUCGUUCGUUCGCGGUUUACUAGAUGGCGGCUGGAUCUGUACAGUAUCUAUAUAUAGUCCCCUGAAUAAGAGCUAUA
Aspergillus homomorphus CBS 101889 is the source of this 728-nucleotide messenger RNA. RefSeq lists its product as uncharacterized. The transcript has a single exon. The record is from RefSeq and is a predicted model, not a curated record. Gene Ontology annotation, biological process: regulation of DNA-templated transcription. NCBI's taxonomy places the organism in Eukaryota, Fungi, Ascomycota, Eurotiomycetes, Eurotiales, Aspergillaceae. The coding region runs from base 145 to 525 and encodes 126 amino acids. Gene Ontology annotation, molecular function: DNA-binding transcription factor activity, RNA polymerase II-specific; zinc ion binding.